CCUCCCCCAGCUGCGAUCGGCUAUUCUCGUCUACUUUCGAGGCGAGCCGCAACGCGUCUCAAACAAGCCUAUCUCUCUCGAGUUUUCUUUUUGAGCUUUGCCAAAAGCCACUGUGUCAAGUGUCCUACUUGGGAUGCCGUCCGGACAAUCACCGUUAUUAUUGUGGAAGCGGAACUGUUGGGGUUACUAACAUUUUCCGGCCGGAGCAUAACACUGUGAACACAAAAUGGCGACCUCCUUGCUGCGGUUAGGGCGACUGGGUUCCCUGAAGUGUCUCCACCAGGAGAGCUGGCGCAUCCUGAGGAGCCGCCCGGCUGCUCUGUUCUGCUCCCGGGCUGAAGGGCCCCCACAGUCAGCAGAGAGGCCCCCACAGUCAGCUGAGAGGGGAGAGGCUGCAGGCAAGACAGCAGAGGUUCAAGAUGAGAGAGCAACCUUGCUAGCCUACAAGACAGCUGUGACCUUUCCAGUUAGACUUUCAGAGCCUGGAGUUUUCCUAACACAGGGUGUAGGUGCAACUGAAUCCGUGGCGAGCCCCAGUGCAGCUGCAGAAACAGCUGUAGCUGCUGCUCAGGUUAUCAUCAACACAGCAACUACACCUGUAGUUGACGCAGCCCCCCCCGCUGCUGAGCACCUGGUUGAUGCAAGUGAAACCUCAGCACCAGAAGACCCUCCAGUCGCAGCCUCCACCACAAAUUAUGCAGUCACAGCCCCCACCACAAAUUAUGCAGUCACAGCCCCCACCACAAAUUAUGCAGUCACAGCUUCCACCACAAGCGAUGUAGUCGCAGCCCCCACCGCAGAAGCUGCAGAUGCAGUUGCAGCCUCUCCUACAAAUGAUGCAAUCGCAGCCUCCACUACAGGCGAUGCAGUCGCAGUCGCCACUACAGGCGAUGCAGACGCAGCCUCCACUACAGGCGAUGCAGUCGCAGCCUCCACUACAGGCGAUGCAGUCGCAGUCGCCACUACAGGCGAUGCAGACGCAGCCUCCACUACAGGCGAUGCAGUCGCCGCCUCCACUACAGGCGAUGCAGUCGCAGUCGCCACUACAGACAAUGCAGACGCAGCCUCCACUACAGGCGAUGCAGUCGCUGUCGCAGCCUCCACUACAGGCGAUGCAGUCGCUGUCGCAGCCUCCACUACAGGCGAUGCAGUCGCAGCCUCCACUACAGGCGAUGCAGACGCAGCCUCCACUACAGGCGAUGCAGUCGCAGCCUCCACUACAGGCGAUGCAGACGCAGCCUCCACUACAGACGAUGCAGUUGCCACAGCCUUCUCUGAGCCGGUUGAUCCUGCAGCUGAUGGAUCAUCCUCCUCAUCAUCCAGCGACUCAGACUCGGACUCUGACUCUGACUCUGAGGACAAGAAUUUAGAAAAGGCUGAAACCAAGACCUCCCUACCAGAAGUGUCAUAUUCCAGUGUGCAACAAAUAGCAGAAGUCCAGGAGGUUGCAUCAGAUGUAAAGGAUGGCACAAAUGAAGUGAAGAAGGAAGUUCCCCCAGAACCUGAAGCUACUCCUGCCUGUUCAGCAGCGGCAGCAGAAGCUGCUCAAGCUCCAGCCACCAUCGAGGCUCCCAGUGUUAGCUCUGAGGAGUUGGUAGACCCAGCUCCUGAGAUCUGCACUGCCACCGGGGACACUGUGACCAGCCCAGAAGUUUCAGCUGAAGUGGAACCCGCUCCAGAAUUAAUAAAAGAUGACCAGGUACAAACUUCAGCCGAAGUUGUGAUUGAAGCUUCAACUUCAGAAAAAGCCCAAACAGAUGUUCCUGUAUAUGCCACAGAGCCCCCACCUGCUGAAGAUCCCGCAGACGCUGCUGCAGAGUCUGUCGAAACUGAAGUUGCCCCCACCAAAGUGGCUGCUGAGGCUGUAGCUGAAGUUUCUGCCCUUGUGAAGAGCACCAAGGACCUGGUGGACCUGGUGGACCUGGUGGACCCGGCCCCUGCCAUAGCUCAAGCUGAGGCUGGAGCAGAAGCUUCUGCCCCUGAGGAGCUGGUGGACCCAGCUCCAGUUUUAGCUGAAGCCUCCCCUGCAGAAGCUGCAGUUGAAGACACUGAGCCUGUGCAGGGCACAGAGGAGCUGGUGGACACAGCUGCAGUCAUAGCUGAAGCUGCAGGAGAGGAGCUGCAGGCCGAGGCCCCAGUUGAAGCAUCUGAGGAGGCUGCAGCACCUCCAGAGCCCAAUGAGCCUUUUGACAACAGCACUUAUAAAAACAUCCAGCACCACAACUACACCCCCUUCACGUUUGCAGACCUGGAUGUAGAGAUGGCUAAAUUCCGCCUCCCGCAGCCCUCCUCCAUCAGACACUAGACGAGUUGGCUUCGCUGCAAACCUUUAUAUUGUUUAAAGAUCAUGGUGAUGGUGAAGACCUUUUUAUUGUGAUUACCUGUCAGUUAUGCAUAAUAAUGAUAAUAUGCUGUUAAAAUGUUAUAUCAAUAAAAUACAUACAUUAAAAAGAUA
This is a messenger RNA of Gymnodraco acuticeps, 2455 nucleotides long. It is a transcript of the gene ndufv3, whose product is annotated as NADH:ubiquinone oxidoreductase subunit V3. NCBI's taxonomy places the organism in Eukaryota, Metazoa, Chordata, Actinopteri, Perciformes, Bathydraconidae. The transcript has 4 exons. The record is from RefSeq and is a predicted model, not a curated record. Gene Ontology annotation, cellular component: mitochondrion. Bases 227 to 2305 code for a protein of 692 amino acids. Gene Ontology annotation, biological process: mitochondrial ATP synthesis coupled electron transport.